GAUGAUGAGUGGCUUACAUACAAUAGACACAAGGGAACAGACAUUGACCUUAUAUGGCAGAAAUGCAGAGGAGGACUGCUUUUCUUAGUAGCCACUCCUGUCAAGACAGUUAAAGCUGCUCAGAGUUCUGUCACCAGAAAGAGAAGCGCUCAUCUUCAUCUACAUAAGACAACAGAGUGCUGAUGCUGAUGCACGGACGAGGACACUUCUCUACAUAAAUCACUGCGCUGUGGACAGUUUUACAAUGUUAUUCAACUCUGCUCUUGGGAAAAACAUCACUUUUGUGCAUCCUGCAUAUUUCAUGAUAAGUGGUUUAUCUGGCAUCCCAAAUAUAUCGUAUUACUAUGUCUUUCUCUUUUUUGUUUAUAUUGUUUCAGUGCUGGGAAACACAGCUGUGAUGGCUGUAAUAUGCUUGGAUCAUAACCUGAGAACUCCAAAAUAUAUUGCAGUUUUUAAUCUAGCAUUUGUGGACCUGUUUGGUAACUCUGCUCUGGUGCCGAAGGUUCUUGACAUUUUUCUGUUUAACCAUCGCUACAUCCCCUACAACGACUGCUUGACAUUCUUUUUUUUCUGCUACACCUGCCUUUCAAUGCAGUCAUUUAAUCUGGUUGCACUCUCCUAUGACAGACUGAUAGCUAUCAUCUUCCCACUGCACUAUCAUGUGAAGGUGACCCACAGGUUCAUGCUGUCUUUGAUAGCCUCUUUCUGGGUAUUUGUUAUAAUUGCUCUACUCAUUGCAGUUGGCCUUCUUACGAGACUUUCCUUCUGUAAAUCUGUGGUUAUUAACAGCUAUUUCUGUGACCAUGGCCAGAUAUACCGGCUUGCUUGCAAUGACCAUUUCCCCAAUUAUGUCAUUAGUUGUUUGUACCCAGUUCUUAUUUUUUGGCUUCCACUCGUUUUUAUCUUGUCAAGUUACCUCUAUAUUGGCUGUACGUUAGCUAAAGUAGCCACAGUUCAACAAGGACUCAAGGCCUUUAAAACGUGCAUAGGUCAUCUCUCAUUAGUGGCAAUCUAUUUCAUCCCGCUGUUAAUCACAUUUACCUUGAUGGAAAAUAUACAUCCAAAUGCCAGGAUCAUAAACCUGUCUCUGACCUCCGUCUUCCCUCCCAUGUUGAACCCAAUCAUUUAUGUUCUGCAGACACAAGAAAUCAAAGAAUCUCUAAAAAAGUUACUAAAAAUCAGAAAGCAGUCCAAAGUUACGAUAAAAAAAUUAACCAUAAUGUAACCAUAAUGUGAAUUAAUUCAAUAAUAAUUACAUCCUCAUAACAACGCUAAGUUUUCAAAAGUAGUAGCAGAAGAUGGAAAGAAAGAAGAAAGAAAAUAUACAUAUAUGAAAAUCAUAGUGAAUGGAGUUUUUACAUACUUAUGUUUGUAUGUGCAGUUAUUUAAAAGAAAAAAAGUCUGAUUUGUUUUCUGUACAUGGUUUUUAGAUUUCUGGGGUUGUAAAUAAGGUUUGUGAGUAGAUAUAUAGAGUUUCGAACAAAAGCAUGCAUGUUUUCUUUUUCUUUUUUCACAUCAGUGAUUGUGCAAACAAGAUAUUGUGAUCAAACAGAUUGUGUCUCUCCAUAUGAAAUCCAUAUAAAUAAACUAAUUUUGUGUUUAAAAACAAUGAUUAAACACAUAUUUUAUUGUGAUAACACACUGAAACUCUCUGCUUCUUGAUGGAGCAUCCUCUCUACAUCUAAACAAUAAUUUUAAAUUAAUUUGAUUUCUUUGAAUACAAAAGUAGUUAUCUGUUUAUCCUUUAAUGGUUAUGAAUACCCUAUGAUUAUAGCAUUUUUGCAUUUUAGAGAUGAAAUGUAGUAGUUGUUGACUGUCUUCUUUAUUAAAACAAUGUGACUCAAUGAACCCUUACCGCAUGGUUUGUUUGGGUGUGCUGUAAGCAGAUACAUGAAUUGCUCUUCUUGCAUUUUUGACAAAGUAGCUGCUCAAGGCAUAUUUGUUUCCUCCUGUGGUUCAUUUUGAAUCUAUAUUAUUGGAAUCUGUAUUAAUAAACUUUCUAAUGGCAGAUGCAUUUAUGCUGUCUCCACUGGUUGAUUUGAUACUUGAACUUUCAACUCAGUUUCAAAUCUUAUAGAGUAAGUACACCCUAAAAUUCUCCCUCUUGUCUCAUAGCUACGUAAUGUGUGACACCGUGGGGGGUUUGAGGACACGGGGGUCAAUGUCUGACCCAUGGUCUGAAAACCGCAUAGUGUAGCAUUGAUAGCGUCAUGCAUUCCUGGUGCUGGUAUUCAGAGCUAUCCAGCCCUGAGCAACUACCGUCAGGCAUUUGUGUCUUUACUGGAAGGGCAGACAGUGCGACUUUUACAGUCCGAGCUUUUACAGUCACUGGAGGCACAGUUAUGUCCUUUGAGAGCUUCGUAAAGGGACCUGUGUUGUAGCUGGGCUAGUGGCUCUACUAUGAGGUGUGUGUGAGUGUCUUUCGGAAGUGCCACAAUGUAGUGGUAGCUAUGUUGUUUAUCAUGGUUAAGUUAAAUAUCUUGUUAAGUUCUGCAUAUAGCACAGUUAUCUCAUGUGAUAUGUUAAUAAUUACCACAGAACAGGAAUAAAAAUGAAUGUACGAUGUCGUCUGUACACUGGCGCUUGUAAUGGCUUGCUAACAUUACAAGCAGCUACUGUAUGUAUGGCUAUGGCUACGGAUAUUAUGUCACAGUUUGGGCGGGCCAGAAAAUUUGGCUUAACAGACAUCACUAAAUAGAUUUGGAGUUCAAAUUUUAUAAUUGCCUGGUAGGCUGAGACAUUCAAGUUUUAAUAUUCCCUGUAAUUCAUUCAAUUCUUAAGGUUAAAAGUAGUGGAAGGCAGUCCUCCCAAGUUCAGUAUUUACCAGAGGGGUAACUAGAGUUUAAGAGCUCUGGUUUGAUGAGCAGAGGUUUUAAAUUCUGAGAAGACAAGUGAUAUACUGCUUUUGCAGGAGACCUCUAUAGAUAUACAUGAUAAAAUGUUGUUUUCCCCUUGUUACUAGUGAGGACCAGCUGACAUUUUCUGACAUAUAGUACACAGGGAUGAGUAUAAUAUUUAUCUCAUGUAAUAAAACGCAAAGUACAAUGAUAAAGUGCACUCUACGCAAUUAAGGACAUCUCCACAGUCAAGCACAGACAUGAUUUUUGACUGUACAAUCAUUUUCCUGUCGUCAAGACAGAAACAUGCUUUAUUCCAAUAUAAGAAACACAUUUGUGACUUUUCUUUUUUUAUGUAGAGUCUAAAUAGUAAAGGACCCACCACAGACCCUUGUGGUACCCAUUAUGCAUUAAAAUCCUUUUCUGAGGAAAACAUCCAAACCAAAACAGUGUAAAAUGCAGUGGUCAACAGUAUCAAAAUCCUUAGAAAGAUCAGCAAACAGAUCAAGAAACAACUGUUUCUUGUCCAUUGAAUGCGUAAUGCCAUUGUAGUAAUUAUACUAUGUCAUGGUCCAAAAACUGACUGCUGUGACUGGAGAGUACAGUUAUAGUCUAGAUAAGCACAUAGUUGCCUUUCAACCAGAAUUUCAAGGAUCUUUGGAAGGAAGAAGAUUUUAGAUUGGACGAUAAUUGUUCAUGUUAUCAGUGGAUCCACCUUUGUGCAGUGAGUAUUGUUGGAAAAAUCAUGUGUUUUAACAUAAUAUACCAACAAGCAUCUAUGUGAUUAUGUGUACAGCACAAAAACAAUAAAAUUAUCUAGAGGUCCUCUUAA
Molecule: messenger RNA, 3669 nt
Organism: Siniperca chuatsi (mandarin fish)
Lineage: Eukaryota; Metazoa; Chordata; Actinopteri; Centrarchiformes; Sinipercidae
Product: olfactory receptor 1361-like
Exons: 1
Coding region: 245-1225 (326 amino acids)
Biological process (GO): G protein-coupled receptor signaling pathway
Cellular component (GO): membrane
Molecular function (GO): olfactory receptor activity; G protein-coupled receptor activity
Source: RefSeq, a predicted model, not a curated record